AUGGCUGCAAGCUCCUCCCUCGACCAUCUGAGCAACCGGAUGAAGCUGGAAUGGCACUCCAAGCUCAACACCGAAAUGGUGCCGGCGAAGAACUUCCGCCGCACCUCCAUCAUCUGUACCAUCGGUCCCAAGACGAACUCGGUUGAGAAAAUCAAUGCCCUCCGCAGAGCUGGUCUCAACGUUGUCCGCAUGAACUUCUCUCACGGCUCAUACGAGUACCACCAAUCCGUUAUUGACCACGCCCGGCAAGCCGAGGCCUCGCAAACCGGACGCCCCGUCGCCAUUGCUCUUGACACCAAAGGACCUGAGAUCCGUACCGGAAACACUGUCGGUGAUCAGGACAUCCCCAUCAAGGCUGGCCAUGAGCUCAACAUCACCACCGAUGAACAAUAUGCCGCUGCCUCUGACGACCAGAACAUGUAUCUCGACUACAAGAAUAUCACCAAGGUGAUCUCUGCUGGCAAACUCAUCUAUGUUGAUGAUGGUAUCCUUUCAUUCGAGGUCAUCGAAGUCGUCGACGACAAAACCCUCCGCUGCCGCUGCCUUAACAACGGUAACAUCUCCUCCCGCAAGGGUGUCAACUUGCCCGGUACCGACGUAGACUUGCCCGCUCUUUCUGAGAAGGACAUCAGCGAUCUGCAGUUCGGUGUUAAGAACAAGGUUGACAUGGUUUUCGCUUCAUUUAUUCGUCGUGGUAGCGACAUCCGCCACAUCCGCGAUGUGUUGGGCGACGCCGGUAAAGAGAUUCAGAUCAUCGCCAAGAUUGAGAACCAACAGGGUGUCAACAACUUCGAUGAGAUCUUGGACGAGACCGACGGUGUCAUGGUUGCCCGUGGUGAUCUUGGUAUUGAAAUUCCUGCUCCCAAGGUGUUCAUCGCCCAGAAGAUGAUGAUCGCCAAGUGUAACAUCAAGGGUAAGCCCGUUAUCUGUGCCACCCAAAUGCUCGAGUCCAUGACAUAUAACCCCCGUCCUACUCGUGCUGAGGUCUCUGAUGUGGCCAACGCUGUGCUUGACGGUGCCGACUGUGUCAUGCUUUCGGGAGAGACUGCCAAGGGUAACUACCCUUGCGAGGCCGUGACCAUGAUGUCCGAGACCUGUCUCCUUGCUGAGGUUGCCAUUCCUCACUUCAACGUAUUCGACGAGCUCCGUAACCUUGCCCCUCGCCCCACCGAUACUGUCGAGUCCAUUGCCAUGGCUGCCGUCAGUGCUAGUCUCGAACUCAAUGCAGGUGCUAUUGUUGUCCUCACAACCAGUGGAAACACCGCUCGCAUGAUCUCCAAGUACCGCCCCGUCUGCCCCAUCAUCAUGGUUUCUCGUAACCCCGUUGCUUCACGGUAUUCUCACCUGUACCGCGGCGUCUGGCCCUUCCUCUUCCCCGAGAGGAAGCCCGACUUCAAUGUCAAGAUUUGGCAGGAGGAUGUCGACCGCCGUCUCAAGUGGGGUAUCUCGCACGGUCUCAAGCUCGGUAUCAUCAACAAGGGCGACAACAUUGUCUGUGUGCAGGGCUGGCGCGGCGGCCAGGGCCACACCAACACCGUCCGUGUGGUCCCCGCUGAGGAGAACCUCGGUCUUUCUGAGUAA
This is a messenger RNA of Aspergillus puulaauensis, 1581 nucleotides long. It is a transcript of the gene PYK1, whose product is annotated as pyruvate kinase CDC19. Bases 1 to 1581 code for a protein of 526 amino acids. Gene Ontology annotation, molecular function: magnesium ion binding; pyruvate kinase activity; potassium ion binding. Gene Ontology annotation, biological process: glycolytic process. The transcript is spliced from 8 exons. Gene Ontology annotation, cellular component: cytoplasm. The record is from RefSeq and is a predicted model, not a curated record. NCBI's taxonomy places the organism in Eukaryota, Fungi, Ascomycota, Eurotiomycetes, Eurotiales, Aspergillaceae.